Molecule: messenger RNA, 1226 nt
Organism: Diatraea saccharalis (sugarcane borer)
Lineage: Eukaryota; Metazoa; Arthropoda; Insecta; Lepidoptera; Crambidae
Source: the annotation of a GenBank genome assembly
ACUCUUUGCUCGGUCUCGGUAUUGUCUUGCCGUAAUCUUUUUUUAUUGAAUUUAUACAAAGAACUCAAAAAGUACACAACGAUGAGCGAAUUAGUUUGGGGAAUCAAAAAUGGAGAUAUAGAUCAAGUAAAACAAAUUAUAGAAAACAAGCAAAUUGAUGUCAAUGCCUUUAUAGAUGGUAGAGUUCCACUUCAUUAUGCUGCAGAUUAUGGUCAAACAGUAGUGUUGAACUAUCUAUUGGAUAAAGGUGCAGAUCCUAAUAUGGUGGAUAAACAUGGUAUAUCAGUACUUUUAGCUGCUAUUUGGGAAGGUCAUACUGACUGUGUUAAAACACUUUUGAAGAAUGGUGCAUCGAAAGAUGGCAAAACUCCUGAUGGCACACCUUAUAUUGAAGCUGCUGAGAAAGAAGAAAUCAAAGAACUGCUCACAUAGAAGUAAAUGCUUUAAACCAUUUCAUCACUUUGCUGACUUAUUGAUUUAUAUUUUUAUGAAAGCCAAGAUGAAGUAUUUGUUCUAGUGUUAAAUUUCAUAAGUGAUAACAUUAGUCCAUCAUAUAUUUUAUAUGCAUUUAUUUACAUUAAAAUUAUUUUUUUAUGCUCAACAUAUUAUGGUGUUGUAAAUAGCAACCAUUUUAUGUUUGUGAAUUUAAAGUGGUAAUUGCUUGAUAAGGCCUAUUGAUAAGACACUGUGUUGGCCCAGUUCCAUGAAAAUAUUUAAAUGUGUUUCUGUAGAAGGCCUUUAUUAUACAUUAAGUGAAGAAAGUGAUUCAUAGAGUCCAUCACCACAGCAUCCCCGUUCACUUUGGUUUUGAAACUAAUUUUUGACUCAAUUAAGUCUCAGAAUACUUAGCCAUUUCUCACUAAAUAUAUUGGUGAUAUAAGUGCAGGUGAAAAACAGGGACAUUUGUAUGCAUAUAAAACUUUAUAUACUUGGCAAUUUUUGUUUUAUAAUUGGUUGGUGAUAUGUAACUGAUAAAUUAGGAUCUUAACAUGUCAAGGCUUUAUUUCAAAUUUUAAGAAGACUGCUGCUGUGCUGAUAGACACGUAAUUCAUAUUAGCUUGUAAGUUACAAUACUUAGAUAUUGUAAGUAAUUUUUAUUGCAUAAAUGAAACAUAACAGAAAGGCAAGCUUAUAUUAUUUUCUUAUUUAACAAUGUAUACAAAAAUAACAAUGAUAUAUAGUAUUGCAUCAUUCAUCAUUGUAACUUUGGCAAAUAAAUAUUACUG